Molecule: messenger RNA, 1159 nt
Organism: Paramecium pentaurelia
Lineage: Eukaryota; Ciliophora; Oligohymenophorea; Peniculida; Parameciidae
Source: the annotation of a GenBank genome assembly
UAUGAUUUCAAUUUAGAAGCCAUAGCAUUUCCAAAAACAGAAUAAAUUGUUGAUGGUGUCAUAAACUUAUUAAAAGGGACUCAUUGAUUUAUAAUUAAAUUAUAAUAUGGAUUAAUUUAAAAUUCUUGGUUAAGGUGCCGAGAACAUUGUCUAUCAAUAUAUUGGGGAAGAUCCCAAUUUUAAGGACAAAGUAAUUAGAAUUCGUAAACCAAGAGAUAUAUGUGAGUUAUCUACAAAUUUAAUUAUACCUUUAAAUGAUACAGAUUGGACUCCUCUUAAAAAGUAUUUCUUAAAAAAACAGCCAUACUAAAUUGGAGAUUAAUAAUGUUAAAUUAUGGAUAAUCUUUUUUAUAAUGUUGUUUUUGCUGUUGAAAUAAAACCUAAAACAUUUUUACCAAUUUUAUCAAAAAAAUAAGAAAAUAAAGAUUUAAGUGAUCCUAAGAAUCAAAGAUUUUUUAUGGUUUCACUAUUAAAAGCUUAAAAGAAAUUAUAAAAAACUGAUAAGAAUAUUUAUAAAUGUACAAAGAAAGAAAUAGAUCCAAUAAUCUCAAAAUAUGAUCCUAGAAAAUUUUAUAAUUGCAAGAUUGAAAAUCUAUUUGAUUCGAUUAUUGAUUUAUCAGAAGUUCCUGACAGCAAUUUGAAACUCUUUAAUAAUCAAUAAUAAAGGGUUCAAAGCAUUCCAGAAUUUAAUAUUGAAGAUGUAUAUAAAUUUUAUAAUUUUAGAUAGCAUCUAUCAUAAGUGAGACUUUGCUAUUAGAAAAUAUCAUUUAAUAACUCAAAGGUUUUUUCCAUAUGAUAUAAUAAAUGAAUUUUACAAUUGAAGAAGCAUUUGAAGCAUAUGAACAAUUAAAAUAAAGAAAUCUAACUAAUAAUUAAUAUUAAGAAAUUGUUGAAGGCAAAUUUUAAGAUCCUGAAAUAUCAAAACUAGUCUUUAAAUUAUUAACAUUUUCUUCCAUAUAAGCUUUAAGUGAUUUAUCAAUUAUAGGAAGUUUCAGGAAAGAAGGAUAAGGCAAAUUUGUUGAGAUUGGUAAUUAAAAAUUGUUUUAUUAAUAUUCAAUAAUUGAUUGCGAUUUAAAGCCAUUGAAUAAAAUUUAUGAUUACAUGUCAACGAUAGAUGAAUUAAUCAAAUUGAGAGAUUAUUACAAUUCUCUUUAAUGAA